AAGACAUAAUCAAUCUCAAACUUAGAAAAAGAACUAAAUGCUUGAGAAACAUUCUUAAUUUUCAACUCUCACACACAAAAAACACACAAUUCUUUUUCUAAAGUUUGCACAAUUCUUCUUUGUCCUUCUCUACAUUCAGACAGCCACAAUCUGAUCACUCUAUAAUCUUCUAAACAAAACCCUCUUCACCAUCUUCAUCAUAUAAAACCCAAACUAUCUCUCUUCAUUCAUCUCUCAUUACACACAUAUUUUGUUUCUAUUUAUCUUUGUAUAUUCCUUGUGUAUAUAUCUCAUAAUAUAGAGCAUCAAACAUGGCUGCUAACAAGUUUGCAACUAUGGUUCAUAGGAACACAAACAAGAUCACACUUAUUCUUGUUUAUGUGCUUCUUGAAUGGACUUUGAUAGCUCUUUUGCUUCUCAAUUCUCUACUUUCUUAUUUCAUCAUCAAGUUUGCAAAUUAUUUUGGCCUUAAGCCACCUUGUUUUUUGUGUUCAAGAAUUGAUCAUUUCUUUGAACCAGAAAAAGGUGAGAGCUUUGACAAGGAUCUUGUGUGUGAAGCUCAUGCAACUGAGAUUUCUCAACUUGGGUAUUGUGGGAAUCAUAAAAAGUUGGCUAGUUUUAGAAGGAUGUGUGAGGAUUGUUCUUGUUCAAGGCCAGAUUUUUGUGGGGUUUCCAAGAAUUUUAGUUUCUUGCCUUGGGUUAAAGAGAUUGGGAUGGUUGGUGGGGCUGAUGGGAAGUUGUUUGAUGAUGGGGUUUUGAGUUUGAGGUGUUCUUGUUGUGAUGUGAGCUUGGAGAAGCAGGUUUAUUCUCCUUAUGUUUUGAUCAAGCCUAGUUGGGAGGAUUUGAAGGGUGAGGAUGAAGAGAAUUUUAGCAAAAAGGAAGAGUUUUCGGAUCGAAUCGGAUCGGGUUUCUUGGUUGAUCAUUUUGAAGAUGAUCAUGAGGUUGAAAGGAAAAAUGAGGGGGAGAUGAUUUGUGAUGCUAAUGGAGGUUAUAGCUUGAUUGAAGGAAAGGCAGAUGAGGAUUCAGAUUCAUCGCUUUCUGUAACGAAAUUCGGGGUGGAGGAAUUGAAAAGAGGGCAUAAUGAUGAAAUAGAAAUGCUUUUGGAAGGAGAUAGGGAGGAGGAUUUGAGUAAGGUAAUGAAAGAUCUGAUUUCUGAUGAGAUUGUGAGCAAAGAAGAGGCAUCUUCCAAAAUUCACCCUGAGGAUUUGGAGUUCUUUAUCGACUUUAGUGGCCAUCAGUUGGUCCCAAUUGAGUUAAUAGAUUCAAUUACCGAGGAAAAUGAAUUGAACAAGGCUGAAGAAAAUCGGAGAAGUAGUGAUUUACAAGAAAAUAAUUGGAGUUCUGAAUCUGCUACUGUGGAUCAAGUUGAAAAAGUGAUAGAGGAACACAGGUUUGAAGCUUUUGAAUCUAUGGAUAUGGAAGAGACUGAGAAUUCUCUGGUUUUUAAUGCUAAAGAAAGUUUUUCGGAAUAUGAAAAUGCCGAUAAAUCUAGGGGUAUGGAAGAGAUCGAGAAUGCUCUGUCAUAUAAUGCUAAAGAAAGUGUUUCGGAAUAUAAAAAUGCUGACAAAUCUGUGGAAAUGGGAGCGGCUGAACAUUCUUUGUACUUUCAUGCUAAUGAAAGUAAUGCAAACUAUGGCAAUGUUGAUAUUACUCAAACAACGGGAAACUCAUUUGCAGAUAUCAAUAAUGUUCAAGGCAUUGCAGCAACUGAGGGUCUAAAACUGGAAUCCGAUGUUCCUACAGUCUGUGAAGAUGUAUUUCGAGUGGAAAGCACAGAAAAAGAACUUGGACUGUUAACUGGGACACAAACUGCAGCAGAAGAUGCUGAAGGCAUAGAGACAUAUGUUGCGGCAGAAGAAACGCCUAUCAUAGUCAAUGAAACUGAAGUCGAAGUCUCCAUAGGGACCGAGAUUCCAGAUCUGUAUUCAACAGAUGAGACUCAAGCUCAAGAUACCAAUUGUUUACAUGAAGAUCCUUCUAUGAGUUCUGCUAAUUUUCAUGAAGAUGAUCGUGAACAUGGCAUUGAGAUAAAAUUGCAACAGGAAGAAGCACUUAGAUUGGGGAAUCUAGCGAUUGAGAUAAGUGAAAAUAUGACGAACAAUCAAGUCCCUGCAAGCACAGAAAGCAAUGUGAUUGAUGAAGAGAAGAUUCCUGACACACCAACUUCGUUGGACAGUUUUCAUCAUUUACACAAGAAAUUGUUACUUCUUGAUCGAAAGGAAUCUGGAACUGAAGAAUCGUUAGAUGGAAGUGUCUUAAGUGAGUUUGAAAGUGGUGACGGUGUAAUUACUGUUGAGCGUCUCACCUCAGCAUUAAGAGCUGAAAGGAAGGCUUUACAUGUAGUAUAUACAGAACUUGAAGAGGAGAGAAGUGCUUCUGCCAUAGCUGCAAGCCAGACGAUGGCAAUGAUAAACAGACUUCAAGAGGAGAAGGCAGCUAUGCAGAUGGAGGCCUUGCAAUAUCAAAGAAUGAUGGAGGAGCAAUCGGAGUAUGAUCAAGAAGCGCUGCAACUCUUGAAUGAGCUUAUGUUAAAGAGGGAAAGAGAAAAACAAGAGCUAGAGAAAGAAUUGGAUAUGUACCGAAAGAAGGUGACGGAUUAUGAAGCUAAAGAGAAGAUGAGAAUGUUGAGAAGAAGCAAGGAUGGUAGUGCAAGAAGUGCAUUUUCCUCUGCUUCUUUUAGCAAUCGGGAGGAUAGCGAUGAUGUAUCUACUGAUUUUAAUCAAGAAGUUGAGGAAGAAGAUGGAUUUUAUAGUCAUCAAGAAAGUGGAAACCAGAAUACUCCUGUUGAUGCAGUUCUUCAUCUAGGCGAGUCCUUUGGUGAAUUCGAGGAAGAGAGGAUGUCCAUUUUGGAGCAGCUCAAGGUUUUAGAAGAUAAACUUUUUACAUUAAGCGAAGACGAGCAUCAUUAUGAGCAUGUAAGGCCAACAAAGCAUUUUUCGCAAGGCAAUGGUAACCAUUUAGAUGAGAAUUCUGAUUUCAGUGGUGAAGAAUGCAAUGGAUUCGCUAAUGGCGAUUCCAGGGAAAUGAAUGGAAAACAUUAUCAAGAGGGGAGAAUCAUAGGUGCAAAGGCUAAAAGACUUCUUCCUCUUUUCGAUGCAACCACUACAGAAAAUGAAAACGGGGAAGUGAAUGGUCAUGAAAAUGGUCACGGAGAUGAGGAACUGAACGAUCAUGAAAAUGGGGAACUGAAUGGUCAUGAAAAUGGAUUUGAAUCUGUUGUCACAAGAUUUGAAUUGGAAGAGAGGAGGGUUGCCAUUGAAGAGGAAGUAGAUCAACUUUAUGCUAGGAUGCAUGCUCUUGAGACGGACAAAGAGUUUCUAAAGCAUUGCAUUAGCUCUUUGAAGAAAGGCGAUAAGGGUAUCGAGCUUCUACAAGAAAUUUUACAACAUCUACGCGAUUUGAGGAACAUGGAGCUCCGUGCGAAGGAUUUCACUGAUGGCACUCUACUAGUAUAACAUUCUACAAGACUAUCAUGUCCAAGAAGAUGAUUCUACCUGAUUUCAUUCUCCAAUUCAUCAAGGAAAAAAGUUACACGGCAAUCAUACAUAUUACUUGAGUUAAAAGUACACCCCCUGCAGAACUAUUCGGAUUGGAAUUUUCCGAAAAAAACAGAUCAGACUUCUCCUAUUGUCAUAUCCACGGUGGACAUGAAGAUAGGGUUGUGCCAAGCUUGUAUAUUUUUGUUUCAUGUUGUUUGUCUUCUACGGACCCAAAUUUUUGUGGGUUGUUUGGUUCAUCUCCCCUUUUAAGGAAAAGUCGGACGAUGAAUGCAUGUGUGUGUAGGCUAGUGACACUGCAGCUGCCACUCUGUCAUUUUGCAUUUCUUGAGACAAAAAUCCUGGUUUGCAAAGCUGGAGAAAUACAACAAAGAUUCCUCCGGUGCCAGGUAACAUAGUAGUGCUAGAAUUUUUAAACAGUUAGGAUUAGAGAUCAUUUUUGAUUUAUUUGAAUCUUUUGGAGGGAGUAAAGAGAGCCGAGAGGAGUAAGUCACUUCCUCUGUCUCUAACCUUUGUGCAUCAUUAGUCUCACUAAGAUUAGUUGUUUAUUAUUUGAUGUAUCAUUAAAGUUGGUUUAGUUGUAAACUAUAUUAUUAUAUGCAUCCUUUUGUAAUUAUGAAUAUGAAGAGAGUGUUUGCUUAUAA
This is a messenger RNA of Daucus carota subsp. sativus, 4141 nucleotides long. Its product is annotated as myosin-binding protein 2-like. Bases 312 to 3455 code for a protein of 1047 amino acids. Gene Ontology annotation, molecular function: myosin binding. The transcript has 5 exons. The record is from RefSeq and is a predicted model, not a curated record. Lineage: Eukaryota; Viridiplantae; Streptophyta; Magnoliopsida; Apiales; Apiaceae.